UACAUCCGAUUGUCGGCACACAGUCACCCGUACAAAGCAACUGGAUCUUUAAAUACAUUGUGUGUAUUUUCUUUCCACCUAUUACAAUAUUUUCACAGCGCAGUAAAACCAUAAUUGCCGUUCGCCGAACAUGAACGACAUUUUAAGUCUGUAACUGGUUGGGAUAGUCUAUUAGUUUGGAGAGGAAUAUAUUUACGGAAGGAAGUAAAAUAUGUAUCCGACAAAUCCUCAGAGGUCGCCGACCACUUCUGAUUCCCGGUUUGACACGAACAGUAAGCGGACAGCGGUGGACAUGAUGGCGCGAGAUAAACUCUUCCAGUGGACGGAAUGUCGGGUGUGGAUCAACUCUGCAAUUGUGGCCGACAUCAUGGACACCCACAAGUCUGCCGACAAGUCCCAUCCUCCAGCCCCUGCACCAGAACGUAACGCCGUCACCACUUUUCUGAGAGACCCAAAGAAAGAGAAGACAGGGGGUCUUCUGAAGCAGAAGUAUUGUGAGUCAAUGAUCGGUCUACAGGGAAGUUCUUAUUUUGUGUUUGGAUUACCUAGAGUAAGAGGGAUUGUGAAAGAUUUGACAGAAGAUCUAGGAUUAAACUCAGAAAAAAAUCCUGAUCGCAGGGAAACUCCGGAAAAAACGGAUUAUCUCUCGGAAACUCAAAAGGACACGUCUAGAGGAAGUCCAGACGACAUCAAACUUGGAGAAAGUCGAUACGACUACAAACUUGGAGAAAGUCGAAGCGACAACAUACUUGGAGAAAGUCGAAAUGACUACAAAUUUGGAGAAAGUCGAAGCGACAACAAACUUGGAGAAAAUCGAUACGACUACAAACUUGGAGAAAGUCGAAAUGACUACAAACUUGGAGAAAGUCGAAGCGACAACAAAUUUGGAAAAAGUCGAAACGACUACAAACUGGGGGAAAGUCGAAACGACUACAAAUUUGAAGACAUUGGAAAUGACAGACUAGGAGACACAAGAAACAACCGAUUGAAGGAAAGUCAGAAGCGGAUGGGAGAAUCCAGGAAUGACAGACUCGGGGAGACUUUGGACGAUAGACGGAGCUUGAGAGACAGUAGCAGACAGGAUCGUGAGAAUGAACCUCCAGACAGUUUCCGAUCCUCAAGCAGACGACAAGACGACUUCAAACCAAACCCUCUGGGACAGAGCGGGGCUUACGACUUCAGUAGCAGCUACAGACAAGACCUUCGUGAGAGCAGACGACCCCGUCCAGAACCGAGGGAGCCUGAGGAGCCAAACCUGUACUCCUCCAGGGUUAUGCCUGAUCGGAGAGCAGACGAUAGGGGGAUGUACUCAUCAAGGGUGUUACCAGACCCUCCCUCUUAUGGCCCCAGGGUUCUGCCCGAACGACCAUCCGACCCAAGGGAUCGAUACGACGACAUACAGAGCUGGAUGCCUGACAGUCAACUCCCAAAAGCACCCCGGUCUAGAGACGAUUACCCCCUCCCUCCUCCACCCCCACCCCCACACCGCCAGGCUAGCGGCAGGUACACAGGUGUGAUAAGGAAAUAGCUCUCUUUUAUGCAUGGAAGCUUAUAUUACAUUAGAUACUACGGUAUAAAAUAUAUAUCCAAAAUUACUCGAGUAAUUAAAGAAUUUUAUUCCUAUUUAUUUCAAUCAUAUCAGUAAACUUGUUUAAACGACUGUUGAAAUCCUUGACAAGGUUUGAUGAAAUUCUAUAGGCGGCAAUAUGACCUCAGCAUUCUUUAGAUGUGUUAUAACUUCUACAGGGUAUUGUGUAAGUCCGCGUGACCGAAUCAAGCUUUAUAUAUAGAGAGUGCAAUAUAGAUCUAUAGGUUAAUCUGAUUGUAUGUUAAACAUUCCAUAUGUACAUGAAUUCGCAUUUUUGUCACCGCAGGAGUUUUAAGAUAUUUUAUAUAACAUCCCUAGCUCGGACGAUAUAUAAUGAUAAUUUACAUAUAUACAUCUUACUAGCUUAUACGUAUCCAGAUUAAUUAAAAAGAUUGUUAUGUAUAUGUAACAAUGGUGAUGUAUAUAUACAUGUAUAUCUUGUACAUGUAAUUGUUUGUACUCUAUCAUUUACGUACUAUAGAAAUUACAUUUUAAAACACCUUU
Messenger RNA from Saccostrea echinata, 2092 nucleotides. Its product is annotated as nipped-B-like protein. The record is from RefSeq and is a predicted model, not a curated record. The transcript is spliced from 2 exons. The coding region runs from base 212 to 1528 and encodes 438 amino acids. NCBI's taxonomy places the organism in Eukaryota, Metazoa, Mollusca, Bivalvia, Ostreida, Ostreidae.